Messenger RNA from Eimeria necatrix, 990 nucleotides. RefSeq lists its product as hypothetical. NCBI's taxonomy places the organism in Eukaryota, Apicomplexa, Conoidasida, Eucoccidiorida, Eimeriidae. The record is from RefSeq and is a predicted model, not a curated record. The transcript has 6 exons. The coding region runs from base 1 to 990 and encodes 329 amino acids.
AUGUGGCCGUUGUCAGCGAGCCAGGGCCGGUUCGGCCAUCUGGUUGUGCUGGCUCUGUGGGUCAUGCCAACGGAGGGGAUGUCUACGCAAAACACACAACUUCAUUCCCCGCAUCUUGGCAAGGACAGCAAUGGAUUACAGAGAUACACUAAAUUACAGGGGGGUGGCGAUACGUCUCUGAGUACCAUUGGAUCGUUCGCACUCUCCUAUGCCCCUUCAGAGGAACCAAUCACUAGCGGGCACAAGCUUGAACGUGGGAAGCAUAGCAAUGAAGAGUUUUCCGGAGUUCAACUGGCAAGCUCCCGGAGCGUUCAGCCGGAAGCCCAAAACCAAAUAGAUGACAUUUUACAUAACGUGAGGACAUUUAUAAGCAAAACUACGCUUAAAAAUCGGUUUUUGGUCAUAUCGUCGUAUUACAAGUUGUAUUCCCUGUUUCGAGCAUGCGCCGUUGCCUAUGGCCUUGGCUUCCUCUUUAGCAACGUGAACCAAAUUGCAGGUCUCGCAAAUAUUGUUGUUGGAACAUUGACAAGCCUUUUCUUGAACCGUUGGAUGCAUAAUGUCUACGCCGAAAUUAUAUCUGGGGCGAAGCUUCCAGAUAAAGUGGAGAACAGUUUGUCUACGUUCAUUCGGAAUGACAGGAAACGCAUUGAUAGCUUCACGCAUUCAAGCAUGAUUGCUUCCAUCAAAGAAGCGAUGAUGACAUCUGUAAGGAGUGCGCUUAAUCCCCAAAGUUUGGGUGACACCAUAGAUCGUGCACUGGUGCCUUUGGGGCCUUCCGGCCCACAGCUAAUGAACUUUUCUACGGAGAGCAUCAGCAUGGAUGAGUUCAAGUCGAAAUACCCGUUCGUGUUCCUCCUGCGUCAUGUAGAGACUCCUGUCCAUGCAUUUACAUCGGGUAAGCGCCCUGGGCUGCGACACGGGCCCUUUUCUAGUCUUCAUCUUGCCCUUCCAUACAUAAUCAGGCAAUGGCGAAGCGCAGCUGUCUUGUGA